Molecule: messenger RNA, 204 nt
Organism: Phytophthora nicotianae INRA-310
Lineage: Eukaryota; Oomycota; Peronosporomycetes; Peronosporales; Peronosporaceae
Exons: 1
Coding region: 1-204 (67 amino acids)
Source: RefSeq, a predicted model, not a curated record
AUGGUGUUGGGUGUCGAAGGCUUCAGUGGCCACCGCUUAAAUCAGCAGCUCAAACGUUGGGAGCUUCUGGUAGCGUGGAUGGGAUUGCAAGCAAUCGAGAACUCCUGGGAGCCGAUCAUCACGUUACUCCAAGAUGUGCCAGUCAGAGUUCGCGACUAUGUGAGUUCAAGUGGUGAUGCGGAUUUGCAAGCUCCGCUCGGCUAG